Messenger RNA from Ophidiomyces ophidiicola, 969 nucleotides. RefSeq lists its product as uncharacterized. The record is from RefSeq and is a predicted model, not a curated record. The transcript has 2 exons. Lineage: Eukaryota; Fungi; Ascomycota; Eurotiomycetes; Onygenales; Onygenaceae. Bases 1 to 969 code for a protein of 322 amino acids.
AUGGGAUGGUUCUGGGGCAACGCGUCGAGCAAUGACGACCCGACGAAGAAGCUAGAUCCCGAACUACGGGAGUAUCUAGAGAGAGAGACUCCAGCAACAUACGUUCCUACUACCCUCCCAUCGCCCCCCGAAGCUACUUCUCCCGAUCCUCAGCCUCCCUCUCCACCCUCGAAUGCAGCCGCUUCCACUGAGAGCCAGCCCAGCGUGCCCUCCGCCUCUCUAUUCCCUGACGGCAGGUACGCCUACCUCUGGAAGAACUACCAGCCCCUCGAGCAGCUGGAAGGCCCAGAAAUAUCUCCAGCUGAGAAGGUGGUUGAUCAAUUCAAGAAGAGAAAAGAUGUUUUGAACAGAGCCGCGUUAGAAAACUGUGCUGAGGAACAUAUCCGGCUUACGAACUGUUUCAAGGAUGGCGAUGUACAGCAGAGGAUGUGGGCUCGGAUGACUAUGUGUUCGAAACAAAAUAGGGAGUUUUCAAGAUGCUAUACAAUGCAAGCUAAGUUUUUACAGGCCCUUGGCUACGGUGCACAAUUCGACUGGGACCGAGAACGAGAAGAAAAGAUCCAGAUGCAUGCAGACAAACUGUACCACCAGAUGCUGGACUAUGAAGCCCAAGUAGAAGAAGCGAAAGCCAGCGGCGCUGAACCUCCCCCUCUAAAAUCACUAUUCAAUCCCAAAGCGGCGGCAUCGUCGCCUGUACCAUCGAGUAAUGAUGGAGACGCAUCGCAGAAAGCCGAAGUACCGGGAGGUGCCCAGUUACCACCGGGUAUGAAGCCACCGAAACCCCUCGAUGAGCUGACACCACAUGAGCGAGAACUGGAGAUUAUGGUCCUUCAGCAACAGAUGGUACAACGAGAUUUGUACCUUGAGGAAGUGUCGCCUUUGAUCAAGGCUGACGAGGAGGGGAAAGCAAAGCGACGCGCCAAGUAUACUAGCUGGUUUGGUGAAACCGUGGGAAAAUGGCUUGCAUGA